CGUCCAAGAUGGCGGCUGCUUCUUUUUCGGGUCCAACUUUUUCUCCGACAAAGUCGGUUGCUUGAUGCACUAAAAGGCCGUUGGAGGACCCAGAUCUUCAGUAGACGUGGACAAGGAACUGAAGAAUACCGGGGAACACGUCUGACCCUAGAGAGAAGACCGGGUGCUGAGAAACCAGACCGAAGCGACAGACGCACGGCGCCCCCCUCCCCACCGGCGUGACGCAGUAACAUCAGUGGGCCCUGAAAAACGGGCCCAUGCCGGACGUUCCGGGGCCACCUUAGGGGGCCUUGACUGAAAGGGGCUAGCAACCGACAGACGUAAACACCACGUAUGGAGGGUGAGCCGACAGGAGAGGAGGAGAGCACACAUGCAGCCAUGGGAGAAGAGGAGCCGGAGGGCUCGGGGAUGUGGCUCAGAGGGAUUGAAGACAUCUCCUUUGAAGAUGACGCAGAGACACCCAGAGAGAUCCUGGAGCUGGUGAGGAACCACAUAGAAGGCCUUGACAGGAAAGCAGCCAAAAGGAAGGUACUUGCAGCCAGUAGCUACAACGAACACAUACUGAACCACACAAGAGAGGCCUUGUUUGCAAUAGCCAGACAACAGAGGAGGGAUUGCCCAAAGGGGCAGCCAAAGAAAAGAACAUACAGAGCUAACACUGAGCCAGUCGCUAACAGGUUAGCAGAAGAUUGUUGUGCCUUAUUCCAGUUUAUAGAAGGUGGGAGGAACCUGGCAGAGAUAAAGAAAAUGUUCCCCACGGGUACCCAGAACAACACAUGGCAGAGUCCAGCUAUCACCAGGAGUAGAAGGCUGAACCUAUCCUAG
Messenger RNA from Branchiostoma floridae (Florida lancelet), 825 nucleotides. RefSeq lists its product as uncharacterized. The record is from RefSeq and is a predicted model, not a curated record. NCBI's taxonomy places the organism in Eukaryota, Metazoa, Chordata, Leptocardii, Amphioxiformes, Branchiostomatidae. The transcript has 2 exons. Bases 334 to 825 code for a protein of 163 amino acids.